AUGGCUGUGGCCAGGGUCUUAGACGGCGAGGAUUCGACGAGGAUGGUCAAGGUCAUGGCGCUGUUCGCCAUCGCCAAGAAUACAAUGCCGCCUGAUCGUAAGCCGCAUCAUUUUGACGGCGGCCCUGGUGCAUGUAGUACUUCAUCGAGAGAUGACCCUAUAUCUUCUGCCAAGACAAAGCUGGAUGCUGAUGUCGUGCUGGUGGCGCCGAGCGUGGCGCAGCUGGCGCCCGCGGUGGCUCGAACGAUGCGGAUGGAGAGCACGGUCGCCCGGCAGCAGUCUGCCAUGGCCAUCCACAGCCUCCUCGGUUCCGUCCCGGGUGCCAUGGCACGGUGUGACCCGGGUAGAGCAGACCGCCCAGAGGAGGAGGACAGCUUCUGGGUGCGCUGCCUGCUGCGGCUUUGCUUCGACGACGCUGUCAAAGUCCGGGCAGAUGCCCUCAAGGCAGCGGAGAGGGCCGUGUCGCUGGGCGGACUGAGAGGGAACGCCGGGAUCGCGGCGUGGGUGGUCGAGGCACUCAGGGAUGGCAGGCUUUCCCAAGGCAUGAACAGGGUGCUGUUCUAUGACGCGAGUUCUCAAUCACAAGCCGCGACAACAGCGGCGGCCGGGGGAGCAGAUCCGCUCCCUCACGCGUCGGGGUCCUCCUCGCCUGCAGCAGCAUCCGACAAGACGAAUCCGCGGCAGGCCACGCCACAACGAGUCAAGCACGCGAUCAGAGUCUGGGCGGUGCAUCUUUCGUUGGCAGACCCGGCCAGCCUCCUCAGAGCGAGGGACACGGCCGGAAAGAAGAGGCUUCUCGACGUCGGCACCGGGUUGUUCACGUGGCUAUGCGGGAAGUCUGCCGACGGUCGGGACGACGUGAAGGUGCAGGCGGUGGAGUCGUGGGAGAUGUUCGCUGUCAGCAUGAUGGCCCAGAUCGGCCGUGAUGAGGCGAAAAAGGUCGCUCACAUGUUCCUGAGAGCUUUGUCCCGCUGGGUCCUCAAAGAAAAGGGUGUUGUCAGGGAAGUGGCCAUGUCUUCGCUCAUGAGAGUGGUAGCUUCAUUUCCAUCGAUCUCGCUGAAGCCCCUGUGGACCACCACUUGGAAAGGAGACAAGAAGAGCAAGGGCUUGGGCGAGGUGUUGCGGGAUGUUGCGGGGGGGAGCAGCGGCGAGAUUGCUCGGCACCACUCCGCUCGAGUUCUGGCGGCUCUUUUGCCUUGCUUUUGCUUACGGCCAGCGGAACCGCACCCCUUGCUUAGAGAUGCCGGUCUCAACCUUGACGAAGAACUUCCCCUGCUCCUCUCCAUGCUGGAAACCCUCAUGGAGGCGUUUCCCUCCCCGAUCCCGGAGGACGCGGCUUCCGCGGUAGACGCCGCGGCACCGCUGCUGCUGCCGCCAUCCUCCUCGAGUAGGGGGGCGGAAGAGGAAAACUGCUGUGCCGACGUUCGGCUGGAGGUCUUGCCAACGACCGGCCUGAUCGCUAACGCGUGGUGCGGCUUGGCCUUCUGGGCGAUGGAACAGGCUGCUGCUGCUGGCUUGGAUGUGGAAGGGACCGGGAAAGGAAAGUCUGGUGCUGCUGAUGCUGGCGAGUUUGCUUCAGACAACCAAGAUGGUAGCGGGAAGGGACACGGAAAUACCGCCGCCGCCGCUAGUGACUGCCGGAAGGAGGGCAGCGGCCCCAGCAGCUCGUCGGCGGCUCCUCCCCAAGAAAACGAGGCUUCGGAGACCAGCCAGCCCUUGCAGGUGCUCUUGGAGUGGUUGCUUGGGGUUAGAGCAAGGCCUUCGACAGGGACUAGUGCCAAGGUCACGACGGUCACCGAAAAGGCCGUCCCGGGCGGCAGCACAGCGGAGGGGAGGGGAAAGGCUGCUGCGAACUCCGCUUCAUCUCCGACUACCGACCGCUUGGCCAGGUGGAAGGAGGCACUCCUUGCCGCUCUGAUCCGGGGACUGUCGAGACGGCUGGACGUUCAGGACAAUGAGGCGGAAGCAGGAGCAGAUGAUGCCAACGCGAAGCUGCCCGGACGGGCUUGGCUGGACGCGCCCGUGGACUCGUCCUCUGUCUUUGAUGGCAGGUUGUGUGCCGGUGAUUGUCCGGCUUGCGCCGAGUGUUUGCCGGCGGGGGGCGUCAUCCGUCAGUCCAUCUCUAGGAAGUGGCUCAAGAGUGAGACGCCCCUGUGGUUGGUGCUCCUUACCGGGGUGCUGCGGGGGAGGUGCGGGUUGGAAUACCGGUGCCUAGACGGCGGCGGCGGUGGUGGAAGCGGCGGCGGGUCGCGUGUUGUGCGAGAGGCUUGCCACAAGGGAAACCCCCGACAUGAAUCAGGCAGUGCUACCGACGGCACCCGCGGUGGCGGCGAAAGCGCUUGCCAAUUCUCGCCCGUAUUUCUACCGCAAUCGUUCUUGGCCGGAGCGCUCUCGUUGUCGCCGGGCGGCUGGCCGGCACAGCUUCUCGCGUCGCUGUUGACAGGCGCGCGCUCGGCGAAGGGGAGAACGCAGGAGGAAGAGGAUUUAGCGUUGGUGGUGGCAGGCCGCGUGUGGCGUGCCGAGGCUGCUCGAAACCUAGCGGAGUGGAAUCGUUGCCUGCCGUUGUCUACAGACUCGUAUGUUGGUGCGGCGGGCGCGGGUUUCGAUGGUGGCGUGCAGGGCGUGACGCCGGGGGGAGACCGUUACAAAGGCGGCCCGGUCGCUCCACACGCAAGAACCGUCGGCACAUCGGCAGCAGGCGUGGACGUGCAGAAGCAGCAGCAGCAGCAGCAGCAGCAGCAGCAGCAGCGGCAGCCGAGCAAGAACCUGCGAACCGACACCGCCAACACGUUGAGGUUCUCGCUCCACGCGGCGUGCUCCUUGUUUUCCCACCCGCCGGAGGGGAACACGCGGAGCCAAUCGAAGGAGCCGAAAGGCGCGACAGGACAGGCGUGCGAUCUGGAAAGCAGGGCCGCGGGUAGCACCGGCGUCCAGAACGAGGGGGCGGCGAUAGCCGACCACGACGGAAAUCUCCGAGGGGGGGCUUCAGGUGGCUGGUCGGAAGGCGGCAAGAGAUCGGUGGCCGUGGAGUCGUUUUUUGGCGCGGAGGCGGCGAGGCUCUGGCUUGGGCUAUUCGAGGCGAGGAGAAACUCGCCCGCCCAGCCGAAGGGAUUCUCGAAACUGGUCAAGGCACUCUCAAAAGACUGCGGAAACUGUGCUUUCGUCGCGUCGUGGGGCCCGUUGGGUGGAGGCAAGGGGGGAGCGGGGGAGGGGGGUUCUUCCGCGGUGCCGCCUCCGGGGGCUUGGGGGCUCGAUUUCAGCCAGACACAGCCUCCGUCGCAGCAGCAGCAGCAGCAGCAGCAGCCGCGAACGGGUCAGCGGGAAUCGGGUGACUUUGCUUCCUCGAUGCAAGGAGACAAGACAGCCGGCGCCGCGGCAAUGCGCUACGACAAGCGUAGCAACACCGACCACCCAGAAGGCAAGAAGCAGAACGGCGGCGGUGACGCGCUUGCCCCCCCGCCGCCUUUCGUUGCCCUCCCCGUGCUGGCCGCGGCGGCGCUGGCGCUCUUGACUGCCGCUCCCGCAGAAGCCGACGCGAAGGCGAGGGGCCGGGCGUGGAAGGCCGGGUCCGCUACACUCGCCUGGACGCUCACAGCAGCAGCCGCCGCUCCCGGCACAACUGCCUGGCCACCGCCGGCAUCGCCGUCAACAACCCAGUGGUCAUCGGCGGCAGGGUUAGCAGCAGGAGAGGAAGGGGCAACCGUCCCCGCUGAGGUUUGUCAAUGCCUCUGCGCUGUGCACUCUUGCUUGAAGGUGGCGGCCGCGGCGGCGGCGGCUGAUUCCGCGGGAGGGGGGCUAAACCGAUCAUCGUCGUCGGGAACGGCCGGCUUCCCUCUAGACGGGGAUUCGCUCGCGCCGGUGUGCCGGCUCUUGGCUGUCGCGGUCAGAACCUCGUAUUCCACCGCUGCGGCUGCUGCUGCUGCUGCUACUGCUGCUGAUGCAGGCCCGGAGUCUUCUUCCGGAAGUCUGGUCCGAGCUUCUUUUUCCUCUUCCACCGCCUCGGGGACCGAGGUGGUCGUGGCUGCGGACCCUGCGGUGCGCCUCGAGAUUCGAGGCCUGGUGGCGUGUGCGCUGUCGGCCAGCAGGAAGGUGGCGGCGUCGCCGGGACUGCUGACCGCCUUGAGCCCUUUGCUAGAGGCUGUGCUGGACGUGCCUAGCUCAAGCUGUGACGCAGAUAGCUUGCAGUCAUCUCUCCUGGACGUGUGGAACGCUACCUUCGGAAAGCUCAACCUGAAACAGCCGCCCGCGCCGGCAUGGAAAGCCGCGUUCAGCCCGGCCUUGCUCCGGCGCCUGUCGGACCUAUCCCGGCGAGCAGAGGUCGAAAUGCCUCCCGGCAUCACUCUUCCAGUGCUCGACACCGCAGCAGCACCAACAGCAACAAUGGCCCAGGGGCUCCGGGAUUCGGGCUUGUCGGAAGGUAACAAAGGAGCCGAAGAGGGAGGCAUCGCGGUGGACGAGUCCGCGCGGGCCGGCGGUGAAGCACGAGGAUAUUCGCAGCCGGAGUCA
Ectocarpus sp. CCAP 1310/34 is the source of this 4506-nucleotide messenger RNA. Lineage: Eukaryota; Phaeophyceae; Ectocarpales; Ectocarpaceae. The record is from the annotation of a GenBank genome assembly.